This is a messenger RNA of Oncorhynchus keta (chum salmon), 4454 nucleotides long. Its product is annotated as equilibrative nucleoside transporter 2-like. Bases 163 to 1587 code for a protein of 474 amino acids. Gene Ontology annotation, cellular component: basolateral plasma membrane; plasma membrane. The transcript has 13 exons. Gene Ontology annotation, molecular function: nucleoside transmembrane transporter activity. The record is from RefSeq and is a predicted model, not a curated record. Gene Ontology annotation, biological process: nucleoside transmembrane transport; uridine transmembrane transport; hypoxanthine transport. Lineage: Eukaryota; Metazoa; Chordata; Actinopteri; Salmoniformes; Salmonidae.
CAAUAGGCGCUCUCAAAAUUGGCGCUCCAUGUACACGGACAGGGAACACUUCGCGCUAAAUUUUGAAAAGCGUUCACUUCAUUGAGCGCGUUUUGUCAGCAUAGCAAGGACGAUACCAGAGCUACUAAACAAUUCGACUCUAACUGACUCAGGAGUAUCAGGAUGACUACCCAGAAGAAUGCCCCUGUGGACCGAGGCUGUGCUGUGGCCGUCAUCAUCUUUAUCCUGGGACUGGGGACACUGCUGCCAUGGAACUUCUUCAUCACCGCCACUGAGUAUUUUGACGACCGCCUCAAAGGGACCCCGUCAAGUUACGGAACGACCCCAGUUGCUAAUGGAACGACCCCAGUUACUAAUGGAACGACCCCAGUGACUAAAGACUACGAGUUUGCCAGCUUUAUGACACUUCUAGCCCAGCUUCCCCUGCUCCUCUUCACCCUGGCCAACUCUUUCCUUUAUCAGCGUAUCAGAGAGAAGGUCCGGAUUGCUGUCAGUCUGGUCUCCAUCCUCUGCCUCUUCCUCCUCACGGCCAUCAUGGUCAAGGUGCCCAUGCAGCCCGACAGCUUCUUCUCUAUUACCAUGGCAACUAUCUGGUUCAUCAACUCUUUUGGAGCUGUGCUUCAGGGCAGUCUGUUUGGGCUGGUAGGAAUGCUCCCCCCGAAGUACAGCACGCUGUUCAUGAGUGGUCAGGGACUGGCAGGGAUCUUCGCUGCCCUGGCCAGUCUGCUCUCUAUCCUCAGUAAAACAGACAAGGCCAGUGCCGCUCUUGGAUACUUCAUCACUCCCUGUGUGGCGACUCUGCUCACUUUGCUCAGCUACUUACUACUGCCACACCUGGAGUUUGCCCGGUUCUACUUUGAGAAAAGUCAAAGUCACCAUGGCCAACUGGCGACCCCAAACGGGCCUCUCGAAAGUGCAGACAAAGAAAAAGAAGCUUUGGCCAAUGGUGACCUGAAUGGCUACAACAAUAAACCCAUAAUAACAAAUGGUGAUUUUGAGGCCAUUGGGACCAAAGAAGCCCUGUUCAUGACGAAACAGACUGACAGUCACACCAGGUCAUCUGUCCUGGCAGUCUUCAAAAAGGUUUGGGUGAUGGCCCUCUGUGUGACAUGUGUGCUGGCUGUCACACUGUCGGUUUUCCCCGCUGUCACAGUAAAAGUGAAGAGUGUGUAUGGAAACAAGGAGUGGGACCGAUACUUUCUCUGCGUCUGCUGCUUCAUCGUCUUUAACGUCAUGGACCUGAUUGGCCGCAGUGUCACCUCUAUGGUUCAGUGGCCCUCAAAGAGAAGCCGCCUGUUCCCUGUGCUCGUGGUGUCCCGCGUGGUCUUCAUCCCUCUCAUCAUGCUGUGUAAGACUGACAACCGUCAGUACCUGCCGGUCCUGUUCUCCCACGACGUUGCCUUCGUUGCCAUCAUGACAUUAUUCGCCGUGUCCAAUGGAUACUUCAUCUGUCUCUGCAUGUCCUACGCACCUCAGCUGGUGAGGUCUAAAGACUGUGAGACAGCAGGUGCCUUGAUGACCUUCUUCCUGGCUCUGGGUCUGUCUCUAGGGGCAGCCCUCUCCUUCCUGCUGAGGAACCUGCUUUAGGGAACACUACCUUCUACAUACAGUGGUGCAAAAAGGUAUUUAGACAGCCACCAAUUGUGCAAGUUCUCCCACUUAAAAAGAUGAGAGAGGCCUGUAAUUUUCAGCAUAGGUACACUUCACAAUUGGUGGCUGACUAAAUACUUUUUUGCCCCACUGUACCGCUCUAACCAAAGUAAGUCUGGUGACACUCUGAUACAAAGAGACUGCUAUCCUGAACCUAAAAGGUUUAUUCAUCUGUCCCCAUAGGAGAACCCUUUGAAGAAGCCUUUUUGAUUCCAGGCAGAACCCUUUUGGGUUCCAUGUAGAACCCUCGGUGAAAAGAAAAGGGUUCUACCUGGAGCCGAAAAGGGUUCUCCUAUGGGGACAGCCAAAUAACCCUUUUGGAACAAUUUUUUUCUAAGAGUGUAUUUAUGUGUUAGUCGCUGAAUAGAAAUGGGUUAUACACAUAUUCAUUAAUGUCAAAGCAAACGUACAGUACCAGUCAAAAGUUUGGACAAACCUAUUCAUUCCAAGGUUUUUCUUUAUUUUGACUAUUUUCUACAUUGUCGAAUAAUAGUGAAGACAUAAACUAUGAAUAACACAUGUGGAAUGAUGUAGUAACCAAAACAUUUAUUUUAUAUUUGAGAUUCCUCAAAGUAGCCACCCGUUGCCAUGAUGACAGCUAUGGACACUCUUAGAAUUCUCUCAACCGGCUUCAUGAGGUAGUCACCUGGAAUGCAUUUCAAUUAACAGGUGUGCCAUGUUAAAAGUUCAUUUGUGUCAUUUAUUUCGUUAAUUGCGUUUGAGCCAAUCAGUUGUGUUGUGACAAGGUAAAGGUGGUAUACAGAAGAUAGCCCUAUUUGGUAAAAGAUCAAAUCCAUAUUAUGGCAAGAACAGCUCGAAUAAGCAAAGAGAAAUGACAGCCCAUCAUUACUUUAAGACAUGAAGGUCAGUCAAUCCGGAAAAUUUCAUGAACUUUGAGUUUCUUCAACUGCAGUCGCUGUUUUAUACUCUUGUGAAUUCAAUGGUUUUUACUAGAUUACUUGUAGUUUUUUAUGUUGUCUGUCAAAUUUUUUUUGUAAUGACUUGGUGCUGCCUAUCUUGGCCAGGGCACUCUUGAAAAAGAGAUUUUAAUCUCAAUGAGCCCUUCCUGGUUAAAUAAAGGUUAAAUAAAUAAAAAAUACCAUCAAAAGCCAUGAUGACACUGGCCCUCACGAGGACCGCCACAGGAAAGGAAGACCCAGAGUUACCUUUGCUGCAGAGGAAAAGGUCAUUAGACUUAACUGCACCUCAAAUUGCAGUCCAAAUAAAUGCUUCACAGAGUUUAAGUAACAGACACAUCUCAACAUCAACUGUUCAGAGGAGACUGCGUGAAGGACACCAAUGAUAAGAAGAGACUUGCUUGGGCCAAGAAACACAAGCAAUGGACCUUAGACCGGUGGAAAUCUGUCCUUUGAUGAGUCCAAAUUUGAGAUUCUUGGUUCCAACCGCCAUGUCUUUGUGAGACGCAGAGUAGGUGAACGGAUGAUCUCCGCAUGUGUGUUUCCCACCGUGAAGCAUGGAGGAGGAGGUGCUUUGCUGGUGACUGUUAGUGAUUUAUUUAGAAUUCAAGGAACACUUAACCAGCAUGAAUACCACAGCAUUCUGCAGCGAUACGCCAUCCCAUCUGGUUUGCACUUAGUGGGACAGUCACUUGUUUUCAACAAGACAAUGAUCCAACACAGCUUCAGGCUGCAUGGAGGAGGAAGUGUGAUGUUGUUGGGGUGCUUUGCUGGUGACACUGUCUGUGAUUUAUUUAGAAUUCAAGGCACACUUAACCAGCAUGGCUACCACAGCAUUCUGUAGCAAUACGCCAUCCCCUCUGGUUUGCGCUUAGUGGAACUAUCAGUUGUUUUUCAGCAGGACAAUGACCCAAAACACACAUCCAAGCUGUGUUGGGGCUAUUUGACCAAGGAGAGUGAUGGAGUGCUGUUGAAGGAUUUUUUCUCAAUAAUGACCAAAUAAUGUAUACAUUUGGCGUAGAGUUAUAACUCACAAGAGUUAUCUGUUGAAGAAUAUGUUGUUACAUAGGCCAAGAGGAAGGGUCAACAGACAACUCGUGAUCACAGUGAAACUAACAACAGGAAAGAUGUCUGGUCCCCAACAAGGGAGGGGAGAAACCGUUGGGCGUGCAGUAGAUUGUGUAACAUAUGGUAGCAGAAGAUAAGCUAUGUGUUGGAAUUUAAUUGAAAAGCAGCUUUGUCAUGAUUCAGGAGGAGGAGGGACAUUUUUGUAAGACAUGACCGGUCUUGUGAUAUAUAAACUAAUGUACAUGUGAUUAUGUUCAGAGCUCUCGGGAAUAAAUGCUAUUGAUUCAUUUUGAGACUGAUUUUUGCCUGUUUCAUGCAAAUAAGUACCUUACAAAUUCUUAGAAACGGACAAAGUGUUUUGCUUUGUUACAGUUGAAUUGGUUGAUGAACAUAUAGGAAUUAAAGUGCUGCAUCAGACCUGGCCUCCACAAUCACCCGACCUCAACCCAGUUGAGAUGCUUUGGGAUGAGUUGGAACCACAGAGUGAAGGAAAAGCACCCAACAAGUGCUCAGCAUAUGUGGGAACUUCUUCAAGACUGUUGAAAAAGCAUUUCUCAUGAAGCUGGUUAAGAGAAUGCCAAGAGUGUGCAACAUUGUCAUCAAGGCAAAGGGUGGCUACUUUGAAGAAUGUAAAAUAUUAAAAAUAUUUUGGAUUUGUUUAACACUUUUUUGGUUAUUACUUGAUUCCAUAUGUGUUAUUUCAUAGUUGUGAUGUCUUCACUAUUAUUCUACAAUGUAGAAAAUAGUACAAAAAUAAAGAAAAACCCUUGAGUAGGUGUGUCCAAACUUUUGACUGGUACUGUAUAUGUAUAUUUAAAA